Messenger RNA from Mangifera indica (mango), 1362 nucleotides. Its product is annotated as rRNA-processing protein EFG1-like. The record is from RefSeq and is a predicted model, not a curated record. Lineage: Eukaryota; Viridiplantae; Streptophyta; Magnoliopsida; Sapindales; Anacardiaceae. Gene Ontology annotation, cellular component: preribosome, small subunit precursor; nucleolus. Bases 172 to 1176 code for a protein of 334 amino acids. Gene Ontology annotation, biological process: maturation of SSU-rRNA from tricistronic rRNA transcript (SSU-rRNA, 5.8S rRNA, LSU-rRNA). The transcript is spliced from 8 exons.
ACAGAGAAAGGGAAAAAAGGUUAAAGCUAUCUCUAUCAUCCAGUCCAGUUCGAUUAAAGUUAAAACCAGGAGGAACAAAAUAUAUAUACCCUAAUUAGGGCAAAACCAGCAAUAGAAAAGAAAUUCUUAAUCUCUUAGUGAUUUCUUCUUAGCUAUAUUUUUGUAUCCACCAUGGCCCACGGUGGCUAUGGCAGGCGCCGGGUGGCGGAGCGUAAGCCCCUCGGUCGGCGAUCAAAAGGGCUUGCUGUUGAGAAGAAACCUAAGCCCAAAUCAGUCUCUAUUAAAAAUCAGAUUCGUUCUAUUGAGCGCAUGCUCCGCAAGGAACUUCCGCUGGAAGUUAGAGAGGCUCAACAAAAGAAGUUGGAAGAACUUAAGAGACAGCAGGAAAUUCAUACUCGGCUAGCAGUGGAACGCAAAAUAUUUCUUCGUGACAGGAAGAUAAAGUUUUUUGAGAGGAGAAAGAUAGAGAGAAGAAUUAGACGUUUGGAGAAAUUGCAACGUUCUUCAUCUCUUCAACCACAGGAUGCUGAGCAGCUUGUUAAAUUGAAGGAAGAUCUUGAAUAUGUUAGGUUUUUUCCUAAAACAGAGAAAUAUGUAUCUUUAUUUAGUGGAGGUGAUGAUUCAGACAUGGUUGAUAAGAGAAAUAGAUUGCGCAAGCAGAUUAAAGCUAACUUAAUUGCUGCUGCUGCCAGUGGGAAGGAUCUGGAAGAAACAGGAAGUGAGGAUGAUGGACUUUUGGAUUUGACUGAUGAUGAUUUCUUUUUAUCUGGAAGCUCAAGUGAUGAAGAUGCAGAUGAUGAAUGGACUGAUAAAAGCACAAGGGAACAGGCUUCCAGUGCUUCUGGAAAAGCUGCAUCUGGCAUGUCUAGUGAUGAAAGGAAUCAGAAUUCUGCUAGAGCUCUAAUGCCUCCUCCCCGGUCAUCAACCAAUACUUCUUCAAGCACGAUGCAUGCUCAAUCAAGGUUUGGAUAUUCAUCAAGCAGAAAGUCAUCAACACAGGAUGCUGAAAUGUCUAUGUCCAGCAGCAACACAUCCAGCAACAGAAGCGGGCCUUCCUUUAGAGCUGGGAGUUCUUCUAAUCCUAGAACAGGUCAUAGUAGUAAUUUAAGUUCAAACUCUGAUGCACACAAACCUCGAAGAAAGAGAAGGCCAAAGAAGAAAAAACAGCAGGCAUGAACUUGAUACACAAUCAGUGGAGAUAGCCUAUUGAAUCAGCUCUCCAUCAGAUCCUUGUGCUAGCUUCAUACAGUUUUUUGAUCAUUAAAUGCUUUUCCUUUUGAAAUUUAUUUAUUUUAUCCAGUAACAAUCAUAAUGUACCGAAAACGUUUUUCAUGAUGAUAACUCAACUCCAUGCAAGUUCCA